GGUUGAGCUGACUCCCUCUGCAGUGGAAGUAAAAGAUGUGCAAUGGAAUGUUCGAGUCAAUGUCAAAAGCCCUUGAGCUGCUCACCUCCGCUGACAAGUGGUCACUUUCACUGUUUCUCUUUCUAACUGUGCUAUCCACUGGACAAGGGUCAGGUAAGAGAUCUCUCGUCGUCAGCAAAAGCCCCCCUCACACAUCUCCAUUCCUCCAUUCCAUCCACUACUGCAACUGUUAUGCUGCUACAAUUCCUCUUCUCUCUUUCAGUCUAAUAAUGCAGGAUGUACAAUGCUCUAUGUGGUAAAUUAUAACAUUGGAAUUGGGUUUAUUUGAGCAAACAGCUGGCCCACAUCCACCACAUAUGAGCUACACUCAAUAUUAAGGUGUCAAGUCCCCACAUCCUCUCCCUCUCAUAGCUGAUGAGUAAAAUAUGCUGGAUGGGGGGCGUGAAGCUGUUGCUAGAAAUCCUCCUCUUGCUCACCUCCCACUCACCUCCCACUGCAUUCGUGACUCAUUGAUAUUAUAUAAACUUCAUAAAACCCACUCAUAUAGAAUUGCCUUUAACAACAGUGUUUUAAAACCAUCAAAUAUAGCAUAAACACAACAGAAUGCGCUAGCAUCAAUCAUAUUACCUUUCGUCCCUCCUCAGGAUGUGUGAGGCCAUUCAUGUUGCAGAACAGCUGGGUCAACCUGACUGAGACCAACAGGGGUUCCUUCCCUGUGGGCACAGUGCUCCAGUACAGCUGUGACCCAGGCUACCUGGCUGAUGGGCCCAGCAUCAUCACAUGCAACCUCCUGGGCCUCUGGACCUCAGACCCACCCCGCUGCAUACGGAGUGACGGUAGGUGGCUCUCUCUACAAUGUGGCCACCAGUAUGACUCAUUGUGAAAAGGAUAAUUUCUCUCCAGUUGAACAACAUAAAGUUGAUACCAAAAUGUGGAUAAUGUAGGAUUAUAACUUUAUAACAUGAUGAUUGUGUUGUUUCUGACCAGCAGUGUGCCGGCCUCCGUCUGUGCCUGAGAAUGGAGGGUACACCUGCCACCCCUCUUCCUGCCACCGGCUAGGCCAGGGUACUGUGAUCGAGUACUUCUGUGAUGAAGGCUACAUCCUGAAGGGAGACUACAAGUACAGAUAUCUUACCUGUCAGGAUGGGGAGUGGGACGCCCCCAUGCAGAUUAGCUGUGUCAACCAAGGAUGUGCGAGGCCGUUCAUGGUCCAACAUGGGUCAGCCAACCUGACAGAGACUAACAGGGGUUCCUUUCCUGUAGGCACGGUGCUCCAAUACAGCUGUGACCCAGGCUUCUUGGAGGACGGGCCCAACAUCAUCACCUGCACCCCCCUGGGCCACUGGUCCUCAGACCCACCCCGCUGCAUACACAGUGAGGGUACUAAUAGCUUUACUAAAUACUCUGAAUUCAUUCCACACACACUAACAUAUUUGGGAGUCUAAAAUGAGGUUUGUGAGCUCAAUGAUGAUGGUUCUCUUGUUUCUUGUCAACAGUGUGUCUUCCUCCAUUUGAGCCAGAGAAUGGGGGCUACACCUGCCACCCGUCCCCCUGCCAUAGACUAAACCAUCGCACUGUGAUCGAGUACUUCUGUGAUGAAGGCUACAUCCUGAAGGGAGACUACAAAUACCUGACCUGUCAGGACGGGGAGUGGGACGGCCCCAUGCAGAUUAGCUGUCUCCUGGACCAAGGUUGGUGACCAUAAUGUGAGAUUACACUGAUUUACUCUCCACAGAGUUCAGUGUUAGGUGGCUUAACUAUUCGUUUUGUGUUGUAUCAACCUGCAAAAUGAAAUUAUACUGUAACGUUACUACUUUUUCAAGCCUCAAGCGGGACUGUCUGUCCUUUUAUGGACAGCAGACCUGCCAACCUGCACACAUUUUGCGUACCAUGCAUGCAAUUUGAGGUCAAAGUACGCUGGUAUGAAAAACUACCCUAAAAUAUGCAAAAAUAGACUUCUAUUUGGCACAUUGCGGUAGUAGGCACGAGUGCAUUGACGAGCAAGGAAACGUGCGUUGUUGCGGUAGUUCAGUGCAUGUCGCUUCUUGAAUGGAAACAGACAAGGCAGAGAGAGCUGUUCCGCCAAUACGUCCUUCACAGAAAGUUAUGUUACAUUUGACAUUUUAGUCAUUUAGCAGACGCUCUUAUCCAGAGCGACUUACAGUUUUUUUUAGUGAGUGCAUACAUUUUUCAUACUGGCCCCCCAUGGGAAUCGAACCCACAACCCUGGCGUUGCAAUCGCCAUGCUCUACCAACUGAGCUACAGGAGGCCCUGUUAGACAGUUAAAGAUUAGUAGACCUAUGUUAAUUCAUCAGUUCUUGAUCUGUCCUCAUGAUAUAGUUGUAUGUCAACAGUAGGCUUCAAAUUAUGUGAUAAUAGCUGGUUCACCAAUGACAAGGCAUGUUGAAUGAAUGGUAGCCUAGUAGUCAGACCUAACUUGAUGGAUUAGGUCAGUGAUGGAAAUUUGAUGGAAAAACAAGCUCAUUUAGGCCUAGUUCAGUUGUUUCAUAUUCCAAAUAGCCUACAGUAAACUAGACUACUACAUUGCAUCCAGUAGUUGGAAUUGUUCAGAAUUCAGUUUACAUUUUCUCUAGACUGUCAAUAUAAAGACACCUGUUAAUUAGAAUAAUAAUUUCCCCUAAAUUUAACCUAGAAAGAUUUAAUUGAGACCACAUCAAUUUCAUUUAGGAUCAAACACAAGACUUCUGUGUUGGCUACAUGCUCCAACUUCCUGAGGGGGAAGUUGACUGACCCCCUCCGGACCUCCCCCCUAUCCAACCGUAGGCCUACAUCAGCACCACCUUGUCAGAAAAUCAUAGGAAGAGCCCUGAUUGUACAUUUUAAACAUAUCUCUUCUAGUUGGCUAGUGAAGAGCAACCAAUUACUAAGUACCAUAACAGUCUAAAGCAGGGGUGUCAAACUCAUUUUAGCUCAGGGGCCACAUGGAGGAAAAUCUAUUCCCAAGUGGGCCGGACCGGUAAAAUCAUGGUAUAUAUAACUUAAAAACAACAACUUCAGAUUGUUUUCUUUGUUUUAAUACUAUCAACAUAAAACAUAAAGCUGGAGCCUGAGGACAGUGUGUCCAAAAUAGUACAAGCACAACAUCACUAUUAAUCAUAAAACACCUCAAGUUUAUUUGAAAAUUCUAAAGAAAAAACACACAAACACACAAUGCCUCAGUGAUUCACAUAACUGUUUCACAGAUCACAGAACUAUAUCAGGGUGUCAUUUCUCAGGCAGAAAUUUAGAUACAAAUAAUGAAAUCCUGUUCCCCAAACAAGUGCAAGAACCACAGAGUCAAGAAUAGGUUAAAUAUACAAAUAAAAUAAAAUCAAUUAAAAACAAUAGCACAUCAACAUAAAAACAUAUAAACAUAAAGCUGGAGCCUGAGGACAGUGUGUCCAAAAGCACAACAUCACUAUUAAUCAUAAAACACCUCAAGUUAUUUGAAAUUCUGAGGACAAACAACACACAAACACACAAUGCCUCAGUGAUUCACAGAAGUAUAUCACAGAUCACAGAACUAUAUAAGGGUGUCUCAUGCAGCACUUUAAGUGGGGUUGCAUAGUUUAUUUGACUCCUGAUACCUGGCAUCUUUUAGCUUUCACCAGCGCAUCAAUAUCAGGCGUCACAUCCUGAGUGGCAGCCAACUUCAGGAUGUGAUUCAAGUGCUUGUGCGUGAGCCUUGAGCGCAGCUUUGUUUUAUUUAUGCUCAUUACAGAGAACUUGCUCACAAAGAUAUGUGGUUCCAAACAUGCACAACCGUUUUGCAGCGAGGGCUGUCAAGUUGGGGUAACCUGGCAAGAGAUUCUGAUAAAAUGUGUCCAAGCCAGCUGCGGCAAAUUUGCCCUUCAAAUCCGAGUCACACUGCAAGUCUAUUAUUUCAAGUUGGAUGCUGACGGGCAGAUCAGAGGGAUUCACGGUGAAUGGCGAACAAAAAACUUUGAAGUCUUUCUCCAGUUCACCAAAAAUCUGAAAGCGUUGCUCAAACUCCCUUAACAGUCCCGUUAUUUUAUCUUUGAACCGCUUCAUGUCUGCCACAUGUUGGGUCGCGCACACAUUUUUCAGACAGGGGAAGUGAGCUGCAUCACCACCGGCGAGUUGCGUCUCCCACAAUGACAGCUUCAACUUGAAAGAACGUAUUUUACAUUUACAUUUUAGUCAUUUAGCAGACGCUCUUAUCCAGAGCGACUUACAGUUAGUGAAUACAUAUUUUUUUAUACUGGCCCCCCGUGGGAAUCAAACCCACAACCCUGGCGUUGCAAACGCCAUGCUCUACCAACUGAGCUACAUCCCUGCCGGCCAUUCCCUCCCCUACCCUGGACGACGCUGGACCAAUUGUGCGCCGCCAGUUGUGCAACAUCUGUAAUGUCCGUGCUUUCAUCAAUUGCAACCGAAAACGCAAUAAAUGACUUUACUUUUUGCUUCAACUUGCUGUCCAAAUCCACUGAAAGGUCGGAAAUCCUGUCUGCAACUGUGUUUCUUGUCAGGCUGAUAUUUGCAAAAGCCUGGUGCUUUUCAGGGCACACAAUCUCUGCUGCCUUCAUCAUGCAUGUUUUUACAAAUUCACCCUCACUAAAUGGUUUUGAAGCCACUGCGAUUUCAUUAGCAAUGAGGUAGCUAGCUUUCACUGCAGCGUCACUGAUGUCUCGGCUGUGAGUAAACACAGACUGCUGUUUCUUCAGACCCACCAACAGUUCAUUCACCUUCUCUCUUCUCCGCUGUCCUUGAAAGUUGUCAUAUUUGUCGGCAUGAAGACUCACAUAGUGGCGACGAAGGUUAUAUUCUUUCAGCACUGCAACAUGCUGUGAACACACCAAACAUACAGCUUUCCCAUUAAAUUCCGUGAAUAAAUAGAAGGAUGACAAUUUUUCUUGGAACACUCUGCACUCUGCGUCCACUUUUCUCUUUUUUGACAGAGACAUAUUGGGGCAAUGAGGGUGCCAAAGCACAUAAUGUUAAAAGUAGAAGCCGUAAUAAAUAUCGCGGGCAAAACAAAGUAGCUCAUCCGGACUGGCUGCACUUGCUUGACCUAUUUGCUCUGCCCCGGUAUAAACAGUUUGCUUGCUUAACACAAUUGCUAUUGCGCCAUCCAGUGGACACAAUUGGAACAGCAGUUUCUUUUAUUGAAAAAUUGCAGCUCAUUUUUAUACUUUACAAAAUCAUCUCGCGGGCCGGAUUAAACCCGAUUGCCUAGGAUUUGAGCAGUGAGGUGUCGCACGUUCGCCGUGGUGGGGGCCAGGGGUGGCACCGCCACGCUAAAGUGGUACUCAUAAAAAUUAUUCAAGGUUGGCAGGUCUGGGACAGUGUUUGAGUGUGGGCUGAUAGCCUGCUUCCCCUCUUCCAGACAGAGACCCUGCCCUGCCGUUGGGCAUACCCACCCUGUCCAUCGUGGCCUCCACUGCCAGCUCUGUAGCCCUCAUCCUGCUGCUGGUGGUCCUGUUUGUCCUGCUGCAGCCCAAACUCAAGUCCUUCAACCACAGCCGGUGAGUGGCCUGAAACUACAGACAGGCUUAUUUAGCAUCAGCUAUGGUAGACUCAUCCCAGCUAUUUGUGUACUCCAGGGGUGUGCAUGUCUCAUAAAACUAGCUCUUAAGAGUCUAAAGUAAUGAGAUAUUAACUGACUGUUCCACUCCUCUCUGGUUCCCCUCAGCCGUGAGCAGGGGGUGUCAGGCCAGCCCGUGUCCAUCAUGGUGGAGGGGGUGCAGGUGGCCCUGCCCUCCUAUGAGGAGGCGGUGUGUGGCGGAGGGGCUCUGAGUCUCAGCUCUGAGUCCCGGGUCCAAAUAGUGCUGUCAGAGGGCCAGCAGGCUGCAGGGACGACAGAGCCUCUCAUUGCCCAGGCCAGGCCCUCCACCCUCUCCCAGCUCUCAGAGAUGGCAUUGGUUCACCCAGUACCACCAUCCUUCGCCUCUUCAUCCUCCUCCUGCUGGGGCCCAGAGCAGGCUGCUACUGCAGUGCCUUCACCCUCACAGCGGAGGGACUCCACGGGCAGCGAGCAGCACAGCCUGCCCCUCCUCGACUCUGAGAUGGACUACUCUGAUGGUAGGCCCUCUAUCAACAUGUCUCUCCAAACAGGCCUCUUCACACAUGUAUUGGUUGAUAAUGCCCAUAUAUGCAUACAGUGUAUUGAUUAUGUCUCUUUGUUCUUGCAGAUAUGCCUUUGUUAAAGGAGGCCUGA
This is a messenger RNA of Coregonus sp. 'balchen', 6179 nucleotides long. The record is from the annotation of a GenBank genome assembly. Lineage: Eukaryota; Metazoa; Chordata; Actinopteri; Salmoniformes; Salmonidae.